AGCAUGUUAGCGUGACCAUCCUCGCGGUGAUGCGUGUUUACUGCUAUCUUCUAUAUCGUUUCACAAUGUGGGAGGUUUAGCUGGCGCCAAUUUGAAGCUCAACCACCCAAAGUUGUUUCACAGAGUAUUUGAGGGACUUUGUGUGACAUUUAGGCUAGUACCCACAUCUCAUCCACAUUUAUGUCUGCAGAAUUCAGUGUUCAUCUCAUAAAGUCAAAAGAAUUAAAUAUGAUGAUCAACACUGGCGAAGCUGUGGGUAAAUGGAAGGUAAUGGCACGUCCAUCUUUGCCCUCCUCUUUGGACUCCACAUUGCCUGGGAUAUCCCGGGUAGUUCUGUCGGUAUCCAUGGAACCGAAAUAUCAGUGCCAGCAGUGUAAAGAGAUUCUCAGGAAACCUUUUCAAGCGCAGUGCGGACAUCGCUUCUGUGUGUUCUGUUUCAAACAACUUACCAGUUCAGGUCCCACACCUUGUGAAGCCUGCCGUGCUGAGGGUAUAUUUGAAGAGGAACUGUCUAUGCUCAAUAUUACAGUGGCAUUUCCUGACAACGCAGCUCGACGAGAAAUCGAUAACUUGCCCGCUAAGUGCCCAAAUGAAGGAUGUACAUGGACAGGAACAUUAAAAGAGUAUGAGGGUCAGCAUGAAGGUCGCUGUGACUUUGAGCGUGUCAAAUGUGAAGCAUGUCAAACUCUUAUCUUGCUUAGCGAGAAAGACCGUCACAAUGAGCGGGAAUGUGAGGCCAGAACCCUCAAUUGCAAGUACUGCAAGGUCACAUUCAACUUCAAGGAUAUUAAGGCCCACGAUGAAAUUUGUCAGAAGUUUCCUAUGCAAUGCAAAGACUGUGGAAAAAAGAAAAUCCCACGAGAGAAGUUUCAAGAACACAGCAAGUCGUGUGCAAAGUCCAAGUCGGCAUGCCAGUUCAGUGAGAUUGGCUGCAGGGUUGUGACUGACAAUGGUAAACAGCAGGAGCAUGAACAGGCCAGUGUGAUGGAUCAUUUGCGUCUCAUGUUGGGUGUACUCUCCUCUGUGCGCCUGCGUGCCGAGGGGGCUGGAGAGUGCCAGGAAGAUUCCGGACUGGGACUGUACCGCGGACCUGAAGACGCUCCACUGGCAGGGGCUCAUGCUGCCGCCCAUAAUGCAGCAAGAAGAGGCGAUCCUGGUGUUCAACAGAAAGUCACAGCAUUGGAGAAUAUAGUUUGUGUGUUGAAUCGAGAGGUGGAGCGUUCAGCCCUCACCUUGGAGGCUUUGUCUCGACAACACCGCCUGGACCAGGAGAAGAUCGAGAACUUGUCAAACAAGGUGCGACAGCUGGAACGGACUUUAACCAUGCGAGAUCUGCAGUUAGCAGAGUCCGAGCAGUCUUUGCAGGAGCUGCAGUUUUGCACUUACGAUGGUGUUUUCAUAUGGAAAAUAGCAGACUUCUCUCGCCGCAGGCAAGAUGCAGUGGGUGGCCGAGCUCCAGCAAUGUUCUCGCCUGCAUUCUACUCCAGUAAAUAUGGUUAUAAGAUGUGUCUGAGACUGUAUCUGAAUGGUGACGGCACAGGCAGGGGCACACACCUCUCGCUGUUCUUUGUGGUCAUGAGGGGCAAAUAUGAUGCGCUGUUGAAAUGGCCCUUCAGCCAGAAGGUGACAUUGAUGCUUUUGGACCAGAACAACAGAGAGCACAUCAUUGAUGCCUUCAGACCUGAUGUGAGCUCCACCUCCUUCCAGAGACCCAUCAGUGAGAUGAACAUCGCCAGCGGCUGCCCGCUCUUCUGCCCACUUGCCAAGCUGGCAGGCAAAAGCUCCUACCUGAGAGAUGAUACUAUAUUUAUUAAAGCCAUAGUGGAUCUCACUGGAUUAUAAAACAUAACAGAGCUGCGGAAGCCUAAUGUUUUAAAAAUAUUAAAUAGCAUAUAUUAUUAAUAAUAAAUGUAAAAGUAUAAGAAUACAAUAUUUAUUAUUUAUAGAUAGCUCAGCAAUGCCUGCAUUCUUUAUUUUAAUAUGUUUUUUACAUUAUAUAUAAUAAUAAUAAUGCCAAAUAUGUUCAUUAUAAUUAAUAUUUAUUAUAAUAAAUAAUAAUAAUACAUAACUAUGUAUGUAUGUGUAUGUAUAUAUAUAUAUAUAUAUAUAUAUAUAUAUAUAAAUAUAUAAAAAUAUUUUAAUUAUCAUGAUCAGAUAUGACAGCUGACUAAUUGUUAGCAUCUCGUAAUUCUAUGGCAGUUAAAUAUUUAGUCCAUCUAGUACAUGUACUUGUAGGGAGAUUUCCCAUGCCGUUAAAGAUGUUAACAGUAUAAUCAAAUUUUUAGGGGUAUGGGGCAUUUUGCUGGAAGUAUGGUGGUGUAUAAAGAGACGUGCUUUUCAUUUGACACCAAUCUGCCAUUUAAUUUUGGGAACUAGCUGAAUAAUAGAGCAUUAUUAAUAUGGAUAAAUGGUUUAGUGGGCGCUUGUAAGAGUCCUUCAGCUCAUAGAUAUGAAUUAAUUUGUGUUUUUCUUAUUGAGGUCUUGUGUGCAGCAUGAGCAUUGAUGCGGCAAUAAUUGAUACAUUUCUUUGAGUUAUGUUUGAAAAGUUAUGAGUAAAAAACCGUAGCAGAAUAGGAUGGACUUCCACACAUCAUGACUAGCCAGUGCUUUAAUUCACAGCAAGAACACCCCAGUUCUGAGCGUCAUCUGAGCAUGUGUCGGGUUCUUUUUAUUUGGGCUUGGGCAUUAAAUGGCUUCAAAGAUGAAAAGCUGUAGACGUUUAAUCUGCUUCAAACCCUUAUAAAAGGGACUGGUGUACCAUUGUAACAAUGCAUGGCAUGGCAUGGUUUUGGGCAGAUGAAUAACCUAUCUUUCCAUCAUUUAUUACUGUAGACAUUGACUUAACUAACUCUUAGUUAUGCAGUUGGGACUUUUUAUAUUCCUUUAGCAUUUAUUUAGCUAUUCACUAGCUAUAAAUCAAUCAAUAAAUGUGACAUUGUAUUGUCUAUAGAUUUUUAUAUUUUCCUUUUAUCUUUCAGGGGUAGAAGUAACUAUACUAGCAAAGAAUCAAGCAUAAUAACGUCAUAUUAUAUGCAUACAACAUAUAUAGUGUAAAAAAAAAAAUGGUCUUGUAAUACAGUUGUUUGUGUGUACUAUCCAUAUUGUAUUACUAAUAAAAAUGUGUUUCAUAAUUAA
Messenger RNA from Myxocyprinus asiaticus (Chinese sucker), 3135 nucleotides. RefSeq names its product TNF receptor-associated factor 2-like. Gene Ontology annotation, cellular component: cytoplasmic side of plasma membrane; plasma membrane signaling receptor complex. The coding region runs from base 181 to 1842 and encodes 553 amino acids. The record is from RefSeq and is a predicted model, not a curated record. Lineage: Eukaryota; Metazoa; Chordata; Actinopteri; Cypriniformes; Catostomidae. The transcript is spliced from 12 exons. Gene Ontology annotation, molecular function: zinc ion binding; tumor necrosis factor receptor binding; ubiquitin-protein transferase activity. Gene Ontology annotation, biological process: positive regulation of JNK cascade; protein autoubiquitination; positive regulation of canonical NF-kappaB signal transduction.